Candidula unifasciata is the source of this 918-nucleotide messenger RNA. The record is from the annotation of a GenBank genome assembly. NCBI's taxonomy places the organism in Eukaryota, Metazoa, Mollusca, Gastropoda, Stylommatophora, Geomitridae.
AUGUCGAGCCUAGUGGAAACAGAUUUACCAGAAGCACUGACGGUUCUACGAGAUAUCAAAAAGUCCGCCGGUGAGUGUCUCCAGCACCUGCGGUCACUGCUAGCCAAGAUUAAAGAAAGACCAUCCAAUGUCCAUUCCCAGGGUAUGAGCUUCCUGGAUGUGAAGAACCAGCUGAUGGCCAGCUACAUGGCAAACCUGGGUCUGUUAAUGGACAAAAAGACCAGCGGCCUGACUGUCAAAGAUGACCCUAGCAUUGACCGGCUUGUGGAGAAUCGCACUGUGUUGGAGAAAAUGCGACCCAUGGAACACAAGCUAAAAUAUCAGAUCAACAAAGUUGUUACGGCAUACAAGGAGGGAAUGCUGGAUCCAAACGACCCUCGCAAGUUCAAAGCAAACUUUGGAGCAUUUGCAAAUGUGCCCAUCCAGAACUCAUCUGAUGAAGAAGAUGCAGCCAUCAAGGAGAAGGCCCAGGACAAGUUCAAAGCCUAUGUGGUGCCAAAGUUAACUCCGGUAUAUUAUUCUGAUGAUGAAACUGCAGAGGAACGCACAAAAAAGAUGCAAGAGAAGACAUCUAAGCGAGCCCUGAGUUCUGCCAUGCUGCGGGAAAUGAGGGAGCAGUUUACAGAUGCACCUGUGGAAAUAACGGAAUCUCAAAAUCUGCAUCGUUUCAAAGAUAACAGGAAGAUGCAGGAGAAACUAGAAUAUGAGGAGAAUAAUUUUGUGAGGCUGUCGGUGUCUAAGAAGGAAUCAGCUGGCAUGAGGAAGAUGGGGACUAUGUCUGCUCUUGGCUCCCUGGCUGAUUUUGAUCACUUUGGUGAAUUUGAUGCCAACACAGAGGGUGGUCACACCAAGAAAAGGAAAGUUACACAUAAGAAACACAAGGGCAAGUCUUUCCGGGGCAAGAAAAACAGACGAUAA